AUGCAGAAUUAUGAGGAGUCUGUGUCUUUCUUGAGAACCUGGGGUCCUUUUCAGAGGAAAAUCUUUGUUGUUCUUUGCCUCGCCUGUGUUCCGUGUGGAUACAACAUCCUGUCCGUCAUUUUCCUGCUGGCCAGCCCCCCACACCACUGUGAUAUCCCUGACCACAGCAACCUGAGCCAGGAGUGGAUCCAUGCCAGCAUCCCAGUAAAGCAGGUGGCUGGGCAGCUGACGAGAAGCAGCUGCAGCCGGUAUGAGCUGGACCUGGUUAGGAACCUGUCUACAAUGGGAGCCAGUCCAAAUUGGAUGCAGAACCAGUCUGCGCAGCAGGGAUUAAGGCCAGAGGUCCUAUCCAACCUGAGGCAGGAGGACUGUAAAGAUGGAUGGACGCACAGUACUGAGUACUUCCAGUCUACUGUGGUCACUGAGACCUGGAGACACCUGUCACUCACCAUGUCUUUACCUGGCUUGGCUUGUAUCCCCCUCUGGUGGCUGGUUCCAGAGUCUCCUCGCUGGCUGCUGUCUCAUGGCCACUUGCCAGAGGCCGAGCUUCUGCUGCGGUCAGCAGCGCUGGAGAACCAAGUGGAGGCACCAACAGUCAUUUUCCUCCCCCCCAAAGCUGAAAGAGCUGGAAGCCAGAAGGCAGAGUCUGUCAGCUUCCUAGGGUUGCUGAAGACUGCAAACAUUCGUCGUGUAACCAUGAAACUGUGGCUUAUUUGGUUUUCUAUGAGCAUCUGCUACUUUGGCCUGUCCUUCAGUAUGUCCACUUUGUAUGGCAACCCCUUCCUGAACUACUUUCUUCUCACAGCUGUGGAGCUCCCAGCAUUCUUUGCCAGCUGGCUGGCUGCACGCAGCUUUCCUCGUCGUCUUUCCUUUAUCAGCUUCUCUCUGCUGGGGGCACUGGCACUGCUCUUCAUCCAGGUUACCAUGCAUAGUCAUCCAGAUCUUACCAUGUUCCUGGUGCUGUUGGGUAAAUUUGGUGUUCUGGCUGGAAAUGGGCUGGUGUACACCUACACUGGAGAGCUGUUUCCCACAGUCAUCAGAAAUACAGCAAUGUCCUCCUGUGCCAUGUUCUCCAAAGUGGGAUCCUCUGUGUCGCCAUAUCUGCUGGAGAUGGCUGGGUUCAAUGAACUCCUGCCAUGGAUAAUUGUGGGUGUUUUGUCACUUCUCAACAUCUUUCUCUGCAUCUUCCUGCCAGAAACGUUCAGACAGCCACUGCCGGAUACCAUCGAGCAGAUGCCGGUAACACAGUGGUUUACGUGACCCUGGUCCUUCAAAGCUGCUCUGAAAAGAAAAUUCACUAAGAAACAGUCUACAUCACUUGAGCUCAUCUGCACAACUCGUUUAUAAGGCACCUGAUUUAAAAAUCUGUCGAUCAAAACUGUCAGCUGAAGAUACAUGAAAACUAGAGACAGUUCUGCCUUACUUCUCUGCAACGUUCUAAAUAUUUUAAGGAAUACCUGCCUUCCUAUGAAAAGACUUGUUUUCCAGGAAGGUUUGUGGAUGUUUGUUCUUUGGAGAAUAAUUUACCUUUUGAUAGAGAAACACUUGGCCUCCCUACCUGGGAUUUUAAUGGAUUUUAAAACUUUGUGUUAAAAACUAUAUUAAAGAAAACUGAUUCAAGCAGCAGGUUCUGCAGUUCAUUUGAGUGGCUGCAGUCUGAAAUACAGAUUACUAUAAGCUCUCUGACAUUCAACUUAGAAGGAAACCACUGUUAUCACUUUGAGUAUCAGUAUGUUAUUUUAUUUCAGAAACGUUCCAUAGUGAUCUGAGAAAUUUUUAGUGAUACAUAACAUCUCCUUCUGAAUUGCUCCAUGCUGCAGGCACAGAGUGUUUUGGGACUCUGUGGGAACAAACUAAAAUCAAAUUGGCCAAAGAGAGAGGAAAAAUUAAAGCACACUGCAGUCUGUUGCGCCAAAAACCUAUUGUAGUGAGUUUCCCUGGUGGUGGACUAAAAUACUGCAACUGAGGUGAGGACCAUGACAUAAAUAGAAAUGAAACCAAAAGAAAACUAUGAAGUAAUCUGAGGAUGGUUUUCUGACAUUACAAAUUAGAUCUGAAUAUACUCUAAAUUGAAUCUUAAAAUAGUUUUGAAAAUGACUGGUGUUUUAGCAGCAGUGCAACACAUACUUUCUGUUUUGUUAAACUGCACAUGAACUUGAACUAUAAGUGUAUACAGUUUCUGAUUUUAUUUGUGCAAUGAAGACAAAUAUAAAGUUGUGCAUAUGCCAUUUAUACACCUUACUUCCUUAAAUGCUUGAUGUUACUUAAAUCAAACGUCAGUCAUUUGGGCAUGGUGUUUUCACUGUUCAAUAAAUGUACUUGCAUCAUA
Molecule: messenger RNA, 2329 nt
Organism: Girardinichthys multiradiatus
Lineage: Eukaryota; Metazoa; Chordata; Actinopteri; Cyprinodontiformes; Goodeidae
Product: solute carrier family 22 member 5-like
Exons: 9
Coding region: 1-1260 (419 amino acids)
Biological process (GO): transmembrane transport
Cellular component (GO): membrane
Molecular function (GO): transmembrane transporter activity
Source: RefSeq, a predicted model, not a curated record